Messenger RNA from Megalobrama amblycephala (Wuchang bream), 1107 nucleotides. It is a transcript of the gene gpr35b, whose product is annotated as G-protein coupled receptor 35 b. The record is from RefSeq and is a predicted model, not a curated record. Gene Ontology annotation, biological process: positive regulation of Rho protein signal transduction; phospholipase C-activating G protein-coupled receptor signaling pathway. The transcript is spliced from 2 exons. Gene Ontology annotation, molecular function: G protein-coupled receptor activity. Lineage: Eukaryota; Metazoa; Chordata; Actinopteri; Cypriniformes; Xenocyprididae. Gene Ontology annotation, cellular component: membrane. The coding region runs from base 155 to 1030 and encodes 291 amino acids.
CAUCUGCAGAGGAAAGACGCAUGAUGUCAGAUCACGCAACCAACAGCCUACGUGCGCAUCUAAGUUCUUUAAAACGCAGCGCUUAUCACACCACUGAGAGCCGCAGUGCUGACAGCCUCACAAGCUUUUCUGAGAGAAGAACAAGCUAUAAACCAUGAUUGAAUUUAACUGCAGUUCACGGAUGAACCACACAGAGGCAGCGCUCAAGCUCUUUGAACGUGUGGCCUACAUACCCGUCUUCAUAGUGGGCUUUUCCCUCAACGUCACGGCUCUGUGCAUCUUCUGUCGCAUCAAGCGUUGGACAGACACGCACAUCUACAUGCUCAACCUGCUGUUUGCCGACUUCCUGGCCAUUCUUAUUCUUCCCUUCAAGAUACUGGAGGUCUUCUGUCCAAUAACACCAAGCUUUUUGUGUACGUUCCUGCUGUGCACCCAAUUCUCCAACAUGUACUGCAGUAUCUUCAUCAUUACAGCCAUCAGCUUCCACCGAUUCAUAGCUGUCAGGUUUCCGUUUCUGGCCAAGACACUGCUCUCCAAAAGUAGGAUGAUCGCCAUCACAACGUGCAUUAUCAUCUGGGUGAUCAUAGCAGUGAUCUGCUCUCGUAACUAUCAAGAAUUUCUCCCAGACAUGUUAGAGCGCUGUUAUGAUCGAAAGGUGGCAAUCAAACUCAAAAUACCUUUUUUGGUGGUUUUAGAGGUUUUAGGGUAUCUUAUACCAUUAGUCAUCCAAAUAAUUUGCUCCACACAAACCAUCUACAUCCUGAUCAGAUCGCUUCGGCAUGUUGAGGGAAGGGAUAGAGUGGAAAGGAAAAACACUACUGCUAUUAUCGCUGCGAACAUGUUCACAUUCAUAGUUUGCUUCACACCUGUCCAUAUCGGUCUUUUGCUGCAAAAUUAUUCAUCUGAUGAGUACUUUGUGCGAGUGUUUAUUAACGUGGCCGAGUGGGUCGCUACAACCAAUUGCUGUCUGGAUUCUAUUGGGUAUUACUUUCUUCUAAAAAAAAUUAAUAAGAGACAAAGUUCAUAUUGAUUGUUAAAGGGAUAGUUAACCUAAAAAUAAAAAUUCUGUCAUUAAUUACUCACCCUUUUCGAUUUUUGUUCAUCUUC